AGAACAAGUUUCAGUUGUGUUUCCCUCCGUAACACGAAGGCUUAUCGCUGAGCAGAUCGUUUGAAUUUGGGAGCCAAAAUGGAUUCUCCUCUUGACCUGUGCAGCCGAUCUCUCAUCAUAUCUGAGGAGAUGAUACUACAUGAGAGCAAGCACCAGUCUCUCAAGGUGACAGUGUUUGUCUACAGCGAUCUGAUGCUGGUGACACGAGAAGACGAGCCAGGCAGGUGUAAUGUCCUUCAGAGUCCCCUGUUCCUCCGGCAGCUGAGGCUCCAGGACGAUUAUGCUGAAGAACUGAGAUUCUACCUUAUCCACAUGACCGAGAAGUGUGACUGCCUGCUCAGCCUCGAAGCCUAUUCAGCAGACCAGAAGCGCCGUGUGUGUCAGUGCCUGAAGGACAACAUUGACAAGCAGCUCCAGCUUCACAGGAGGGAGCCUUCCUUUCCACAUUUUGAACAGAUGUUGGAGCCUAAUGUGGAAGCCCCUUCCUGUGAACUGGGCGGAGUAGGAGGAGAUCGGAGUGGUGUGGGCCUCCACCUGCCCCACCGCAGCUCAGAAGGCGAGGAAAGCAGCCUGUAUCCCUCCAGUCCCUCAGAGCCUCGAACCCUGGGCAGCCCUCACCCCUCAGAGCCUCUCACCCCUUUGGACGAGAUCUACAUGCCUCUUGGGGGUCUGGUGGGAUCUGAGGAGCGCCACAAGGUGCCCCCCACGCCACCUCCUUCCACCGAGGGCGAGGACUGGAGGAGUAUGGAGGGGAACGAGAUGGAGAUCUGGAAAGAGGUGAAUACUUUGGAGAGCAGGAGAGAGGAAGAGGAGGAUGAUGGGGCCAGCAGAAAGAGUGCUGGGAGUGAGGGGGACGAGAAAGAAGAUGGAGGAGAGGGUGAGGGAGAGAGGAAUGAAGAGGAGGUCAACCUAAACCUGGUGGUGUCCAACACGGAUGAGGACAACGCCUCGGAGCCACUGGACGCCAACGCUCCCCCCUCCUCCUCCUCAUCCUCAUUUGUCAUCCCCGAGCUGCGCCUUGACCGCUCCUUCAGCGCCGACGCCCUCUCCUCACCCAACACUGACGAAGAAGAGUACGACGAAGACGAAGAUGAAGACGAGGAGUCCGACGAGGAGGACGAUGAAGACGACAGUGACGACGCCUACCUGCAGCGUAGUGACAGCAAGCGCCGCAGCAUGGUGGAGGGGGCCACCUGCGAGAAGCAUGGAGGAGGGGGGCUGAGCGUGCAGAAUUCCCUCCGCCGGCGCACGCACAGCGAAGGGAGCCUCCUGCAAGACCCCCGCACGCCUUGUUUCACGUCAGACAACGCCAUCAACUGCCUGGAGGCAGGGGGAGGGCACCACAAGGGCGGCUGGACACUCCCAUCACCUAAAACCCUGAAGAAAGAGCUGACCAAGAAUGGAGGCUCCAUGCAUCAGCUGUGUAUGCUGUUCUCUGGGAGGAAGCUGAGCUCCGGAUCCCCCUGUAGCUGCGAGGUCAGCCCCGAAGGAACAAAGAAGAAGAAAUCCAAGAACCUGGCCAAAGACAUGAAGAAUCGGCUGGCUUUCCUGCGGAGGAGGAAUGAAUCCCCAGGAAGCAACCCAGCCAGCAAGUUAGACAAAUCUAUGAAGUCAGUCAAGCCCACCGCAGAGGAAGCACUGAAAUGGGACUCACUUGACAAGCUGCUGACUCACAAAUAUGGUCUGGCAGCGUUCAGAGCUUUCCUGCGCACAGAGUUCAGCGAGGAGAAUCUGGAAUUCUGGCUAGCAUGUGAGGAAUACAAGAAGAUCAAGUCGCAAUCCAAGAUGGCUUCAAAAGCCAAGAAAAUCUUUGCAGAAUACAUCGCUAUCCAGUCUUGUAAAGAGGUAAAUCUGGAUUCGUACACCAGAGAUCACACAAAGGACAACCUGCAGAAUGUGACACGCUCCUGCUUUGACCUAGCGCAGAGGCGGAUAUACGGGCUGAUGGAGAAGGACUCAUACCCCCGCUUCCUGCGCUCAGAACUCUACGUGGACUUAAUCAACCAAAAAAAGGCCAGCCCCACUCCGACUUCAUCUUCCGCAUAAGAGACCAGAAGAAGAUCUGAAGAGAAGAGAAACAUGACGAUGAAAGAAAAAAAAAAAGGGUCAGACUUGAAAAAAAAGUAGAGUGGGUGGGUGACAUGUGAGGUUCUUUCUUUGCCUUUUUUUUUUUUUUUUUUUUUUUUUUUUUACAAUAUGUUUUGUGUAUGUCAUCCUGUCCACUAUGAUUUUUUGUUGUUUGUUGUUAUGGUGUGAGAGGACGCGGUCAAAGCUAUGGCACUGCAAAGGAAUGUAGUUUACACAGUUACCAGGUGGAUGGAUGAAUGAGUGGACUGAUGAAUGGUUGGAUGGAUGAUACUACAACUACAGAAGCCCACAAGCGAAGGGCUGGAGCAGGAGCUGGACGCUUGUCUCAUCACUGUCUCUCUUUUUUGUGGUGUCGGACUUUUGCUCGUGUUUUUAAGUUUUUGUCCAGUUGUACUGGAGAAAAGGAGGGGUGUUGCUCUGAAAAACCCUGCAGACAUGAAGACAGUCCGGUACUGUUUUGUCACUUUUUUUUCAUUCAUUUCCUCUUAAAACUCCCGCUGUAAAUCCCCUCCUUUCCUCCACCACGUUCUCUGUGAAGCCACUUCAAAGCUGUCGGUACGACACAAAGUCCUUUUUCCUUGGGUGUGUUUUUUAUUUUUUAUCAGGCACACAGCUAUUUGAAGUAAGGGGGGGAAAUCAAGAUGUCUGAAUUAAAGCUAGCCUUAAGGCUCUGCUUCACACGCAUCCCUGUUAAACACCUCCACACUCUCAAAGCUUCUAUAAACAGCUUUCACCUUAUUCAGUUCAUCAAAAGACUGUGGACAAGCGUUCAACAGGGACAAAGACGGAGACAGCGACGGGCAAAGAACACAGACGAAUAAAUAACGGAUGGACUGGAGCUGUGAUGAGACACAGAAAUGUGUCAAUCACAUUAAAAGACAUUCAAAGUCACAUUCAAAGCCAGUAAUGGAAAGAAAAAAAGACGACUUGCUUCCUGUCUCCAAAGACUGUUUACAACAAGGAACGAAAACUGAAGAAGAGAAAGAAGAAAAACGUUCUGUGCAGCCAAACAGCAUUUCCUUUAACAUUGUAGCUCAUUCUGGACUAAUCGAGGAAGUAUUCUCAGGACAUUGCCACAACAGGUUCAGGCUUGGUUUAUCAUCUGUUUUUCUACACACUCACUGUUUUUAUAUACUUUAAGGUUCCAACCUGCACUCCCUAGUUCUACUGAGCAAUACACAAGAAGUGGCUCAUUUAAUAGUCAGUGGAAAAAAAAAGAUGCUUCAUGUUGUACAAAAGUUUGCCUAUUUAUUUAGAUUAACUUGCUGGAUGCUUCUACGGACACCCUCACCUCCUCUAAAGCACUCAGCUAAAAGCUCUCACUUUCCUCUUAACCACCAAACAGGUCCAAUGCUGUCCUGAACUUUAAGUGCAAUAUUGUUUUUUUAUUUUAUUAUUAUGUUUGGGUUGUGCAUUUAUUUGGAUGAUUUUGAAUUUGUAUGGGGAAGACGAAUGGCUUGAGCUCUGUAUUAACUUUAUUUGGUAAGAGAAAAAAAAACGUAUCGCUAUAAGGUUGACUUACAACGUAAACUUUCAAGAACCAUAAGUAGUUUAAUGAAUUUUAAGCAAGUGAUUCUAACUGUGUUAUAACCCCUGGCAGCAGGCAGCUGGGGGUGUUAUGGUUGUAAAUAUAAUUCUUUAAGAAAACUAUGUGAUAACACAUUAAAAACAAACAAAAAAGCCGUAGGUCUCUGCUGGUGAAUGUGGGACCCAGCUGUAUCUAUGUAAAUAUGAGAGACUCAAAACUAUAAGAUGACAUGUAUUGUUUAAAAAAAAAAAAAAAAAAAAAAAAAAGUAGGUGAGCGAGAGCAGGAACCAUCUGCUCUUUUCCCUGGUCAUACACUGCUUGUAAGGAGUUUUCUGAAAUGCAUUUUAUCAUUUUCACUGUUUACAAUUCAAAAUGCAUCUCCUAUGAUAGCAAGUGAAAACAGUAGAGUACAUUUGGUGUCAUUGCUAAAGAUAAAUAAACCAACCAACUGA
Anoplopoma fimbria (sablefish) is the source of this 4068-nucleotide messenger RNA. It is a transcript of the gene rgs3a, whose product is annotated as regulator of G protein signaling 3a. NCBI's taxonomy places the organism in Eukaryota, Metazoa, Chordata, Actinopteri, Perciformes, Anoplopomatidae. The record is from RefSeq and is a predicted model, not a curated record. Gene Ontology annotation, biological process: signal transduction. Gene Ontology annotation, cellular component: plasma membrane; nucleus.